Molecule: messenger RNA, 1416 nt
Organism: Pediculus humanus corporis (human body louse)
Lineage: Eukaryota; Metazoa; Arthropoda; Insecta; Psocodea; Pediculidae
Product: N-acetylgalactosamine kinase, putative
Exons: 6
Coding region: 1-1416 (471 amino acids)
Biological process (GO): galactose metabolic process; carbohydrate phosphorylation
Cellular component (GO): cytoplasm; cytosol
Molecular function (GO): galactokinase activity; ATP binding
Source: RefSeq, a predicted model, not a curated record
AUGUCCGAUUUGAAUUCUGUAUCAGAAGGUAAUUAUCCUCCAGUGUAUCCACUGCCAAAUGAUGAAGAUAUCAUUACAUUAACAAAGUAUUUUAAAAAAAAGUACAAUGAAGAACCUGAUUUUUAUGCGAGAGCACCAGGAAGAGUCAAUCUUAUUGGUGAACAUGUUGAUUACUGUGGUUAUUCAGUUUGUCCCAUGGCUGUGCAACAGCAUGUUGUAAUUGCUUUUAAAUUGAGUGAUGACUCAGUCGUUAAGAUUUCCAAUGUUGAUGAGACGUACAAUAGUUACGAAUGUUCGAUAAAUGAUGUCAACAUUCCUGAAAAUGUUUUACCAGAAUGGCAUUUUUAUUUCCUUUGUGGAGUUAAAGGAGUUUUGGAAAAAUUGCCACCUGAAACUACUCGUAGAGGAUUUCGAGCAUCAGUUUAUGGAAACAUUCCGCUGGGCUCAGGUUUGAGCAGUUCUAGUGCAUUGGUUAGUGCAGUCACUCUUGCCCUAUCAAGAGCUUACAAUUUAACUUUGACUAAAGAAGAACUUGCCGAUUUGGCAGCAAAAUCUGAAAGAUAUAUUGGUACUCUUGGAGGUGGUAUGGACCAAGCGAUAUCAUUUUUGGCGACUAAAGGUUGUGCUAAGCACAUAUCAUUUGAUCCACUCAAAUCAACUGAUUUGAAGCUACCAGAUGGUGCUUUAUUUGUGAUUGCCCACAGCUUGAUUCAAAUGAAUAAAGCAGCUACUCAGGAUUUCAAUUGUAGGGUUGUCGAAUGCAGGCUGGCCUGCCAAGUUCUUGCCAAGCGUUUGAGACUAGAUUGGAAAAGAAUAAAUAAAUUGGCUUUCUUACAAAAAUCAAUUGGUUUGGGUGUCCGACAUUUGCGUGCUUUGGCCACCGAAACAUUACACGAGGAACCGUACACUAAAGACGAGAUUUGUAAAGAACUUCAAAUAACUCAAGAAGAAUUAAAUAAAACUUCUCUGACGGAAAAUACUAAACACAUUCAACAUUUUAAAUUGAAACAAAGAAUGCUUCACGUAACCGAAGAGGUUGAAAGAGUUAUGGAAUUUAUAAGAAUAUGCAAAGAAGCGGAAAAGGGAACCAUGUCAUCCGAAUCGGCUCUUUAUAGCUUAGGAAAAUUAUUGAAAAAAAGUCACGAAAGUUUAAAAAACUUAUACGAAUGCAGUCACGAAGAAUUGGAUAAAAUAAUUAAAUUGGCUGAAAAUCACACUCUGGGAGCCAGGUUGACAGGAGCGGGAUGGGGCGGAUGUACCGUUGCAUUAACCGCCAAGGAUAAAGUCGAAGAUUACAUAGAAACAUUAAAGGAAGAAUUUUACAGAUGUAACGAACGUGCGGAAGAUUUAGAUUUAGAUAAUUUAGUAUUUGUCACAGAACCGGGAAACGGUGCUGCCAUUUUUAUCAAAUCUUAA